GAUUGUUAAUAUGUCCCGGUUUUGGUUUGGGCAGUGUGUUAAGAUGAAAUAGAGGGCAAAUACAUAACCUGUGCAAGGCCUUGGAAGUGCAGUCAAUAGUAUAAAAUGGCAGAUGUGGUGGGUAUGUGGGAGGUGCCUCUCAGUGAUGGGAUUUACCAGAUUGAAUUUGAGCAUGGAACCACCACAGGGAAACGUGUUAUUUAUAUCAAUGGAAAGGAGGUCCUCAGAAGGGACUGGAUGUUCAAACUGGUGGGCAAGGAAACAUUUCCUGUUGGACGUACAGGCGCAAAAGCUACUAUAAAUAUCGAAGCACUUACCGGCUUUACUUAUGAGUACACUCUGGAAAUCAAUGGAAAGAGCUUCCAGACUUUUAUAGACAACUGGGCCAAAAUAUCCAAGACUUGGCUGCUGAAACUUGAUGGUGCUGACUGCAGGAUAGUUCUGGAGAAAGAUACCAUGGAUGUAUGGUGCAAUGGUCAAAAGUUGGAAACCAUGGGAGAGUUUACAGACGAAAGCACUGAGACGCACUUUGCAGUGGGGAAACAUGAGUGUUGCAUAAAAGCCACUGGCAGUGGGAAGAAAAGAAAUGGAGUAAUGCACACUCUGCUUGUGGAUGGGACAAAGGUCUUAUAACGAAGAGGACGUACUUGUUUCACUUUGAAGUACUUGAGGCUCAGGUGGCAAGGAGCAGAGCGAUUACGUCCUUGUGCUCUAGCAUUUCUGAAUCUAAAGUUAUUAAAAUGUGAUUAACUAAAUGGCUAAAUAAGCUGUAGUCAGAGUGGCAUAUGCUUUGUCUGGGAAAAGCAGUAUAGGAAAUUUCAGCCAAUUAAUGAUAGUGAUCAGUGAUUUCAGUCAAUUAAAUUGACUUUAAUUCAAUAAAGGUGGCAUUGUUUAUUCUAUUUUUGUGUUAUUUCUAUAGACACUUUCGUAGACAGAGAUAUAGAUUCGGGCAAUUGUUUGCCAGACUAGAUUCAAAUGUUUACUCAUUUUCUCAUUGCAAGAAUUC
Pangasianodon hypophthalmus (striped catfish) is the source of this 1006-nucleotide messenger RNA. It is a transcript of the gene faimb, whose product is annotated as Fas apoptotic inhibitory molecule b. The record is from RefSeq and is a predicted model, not a curated record. NCBI's taxonomy places the organism in Eukaryota, Metazoa, Chordata, Actinopteri, Siluriformes, Pangasiidae. Gene Ontology annotation, biological process: canonical NF-kappaB signal transduction; negative regulation of extrinsic apoptotic signaling pathway via death domain receptors; positive regulation of neurogenesis. The coding region runs from base 106 to 633 and encodes 175 amino acids. The transcript is spliced from 4 exons.